CCCGGAGCUCCAACCCUCCUCCCCCACCCUCCGCUCCCAAUUUUAAAGAUUGCUUCGCUUCUGUCCCGCGCGAUGCGGUCAUAAGAUUCUGCUUAUCUGAACUUCUUGGCUGUCGUCUCCCCCACUAGAUUCUGAAGAUUGGAGUUAAAUUGCCUACCUUGCUUUCUCUCCGGAGCACAUAGCUGCAGACAUGGGGACUCGUUCACUGCUGAACCCCAGUGCCUAGAACAUGCCUGCAAUUGGAGGGGCUCAGGAAGAUCUGUUGAAUGGGAACCUAACUAGAGAGCAUUUUAGAACAUGGUAAGAAAACUAUAAGAUUAAUGCCACAGUCAUUGAAAUGAUAUACUUAUGAACAAGUAGAAACAUGGAACAUCUUUAAUAAACGAAAUAAGUAGAAUUUCACUGUGACUGCAGUAAUGUAAAACAUUCAUAUGUUGCCUGUAUAUGAAUAAAGACAAAGUCAUAUGAAAAAAAUGGGAAAAUAAACUACUGAAGCUUAAAAGAGAGGUUUAAGUGUGUGGUCAUAUAAUUGGUCCUUGUAAUUAGGCUUGUGAUAGCCUAUUAAGAAUCAGACCUAGUACCACGGGAUGUUAAGACAUGCAUUGGUAGUUAACAUCAAUUUCCCUUUAUCGUUUGGCUUCUCGAUGAAGGAUUUUCAGAAUGGCCGCAGCUCCUCAGGCACCAGGGAGGGGCUCUGUUCGGAAGACAAGGCCUGUGAGUGUAAAAACGUCGUUGAACAACCCAUACACUAUCUGCUGGAGUGCUCUGCAGAGCGAGGAUACGCACUUCAUCUUACAGACACUUGAAGACAGGUUUAAAUCGAUUGGACUUAAGAAGAUUGAGGAUAGGAAGAGAAAGAAAAAGCAGCCUUUUUUAAAAAAACAAAGCAAAGACAAAUGUAGCACAGAUGCUGAUAUGCAUGAGGAUCUGAAGGAGAGAAAACCAGAAGACACCCAACAAGUGUCGGGGUGGACUCCUGUCCACGUCAGGAGGCAGCUCGCCAUUGGCGUUAAUGAAGUCACCAGGGCUCUGGAACGGAACGAACUGCUUUUAGUUCUGGUGUGUAAGUCUGUCAGGCCUGCCAUCAUCACCUCCCACCUGAUUCCAUUAAGUUUAAGCAGAAUGGUUCCUGCUUGCCAGGUUCCUCGUCUUAGCGAGAGGAUCGCGCCUGUCAUUGGCUUACAAUGUGUCCUCGCCUUGGGAUUCAGGAAGACCACCACUGACUUCGUCAAUGAAGUAAAAGCUGUGGUCCCCAGAGUACCCAGUUUAAAUGUACCGUGGCUUCAAGACAGACUUGAAGACUGCAGGGACAAUUCAGAGGCCAAAUCUUUGGAAAGCCAAGACAGAGAGAUUCUGGAAACUUCCUUCGAAGACCUCUCUAAACACAGAAAACUCGCUGAAGGUCAGCAGGCUGUAGUGUUACAACCCCUUAAAAUAAAGAAACUGAUCCCAAACCCUAAUAAAAAAAGGAAACCACCUAAAAGUAAAAAAACUACUUCAAAGUAAUCUUGUAUAAACUUAUCAUCUGGAAAAUGAUGCCUUGUAAAAAAGCCUUGAAACUAAUAAAAUGAGUUAACUUUUACAUAUAUAUUCUUGGGACUUUG
Molecule: messenger RNA, 1604 nt
Organism: Hipposideros armiger (great roundleaf bat)
Lineage: Eukaryota; Metazoa; Chordata; Mammalia; Chiroptera; Hipposideridae
Gene: RPP38
Product: ribonuclease P/MRP subunit p38
Exons: 3
Coding region: 661-1506 (281 amino acids)
Biological process (GO): tRNA 5'-leader removal
Cellular component (GO): ribonuclease MRP complex; nucleolar ribonuclease P complex; fibrillar center
Molecular function (GO): ribonuclease P RNA binding; ribonuclease P activity
Source: RefSeq, a predicted model, not a curated record